Molecule: messenger RNA, 477 nt
Organism: Lactuca saligna
Lineage: Eukaryota; Viridiplantae; Streptophyta; Magnoliopsida; Asterales; Asteraceae
Source: the annotation of a GenBank genome assembly
AUGCCUCGAAUAUUAGAAUUGAAUAGUGGGAGACGAUGGUACGACCGUUCUAGCUGCAAAUCACAGGAUGCUUCAUGGAGUUUCGGUCACAAACGGAUUUUUCUGCUUGAACAACCACCAUUGAGUAUGAGCAACCGGUCGGAAUCAAUCGACAACAAACUGGAAUCAAUAUGCAGCAAAAUCCAGAAUCAGAAACGGUCACCAGUCUGUGGUGGAUCAACAAUCAUUGUUGCUGUCUGUGUCAUCGCCGCCAUUGUUUCCAUCAUUCAGAUCUGGUUCAAUGUUUUGCAAAAAGAAAAAAAGUGGAGGAGUACAGUGGAGACGAUGGUUGCAUUUUGGAAGUGCUUACUUGGCAGGGAAUCUUUCAACGCAAAGGGUUCGUAUUCUGUUCGUUGUUUCAUCAAAUUUCUUCAUUGGUUACCCAGAAUUCGCACAUUUACAGAUCUCUUUCACCUCCUAGCUGAACCUUGCCUUUGA